Molecule: messenger RNA, 3683 nt
Organism: Astyanax mexicanus (Mexican tetra)
Lineage: Eukaryota; Metazoa; Chordata; Actinopteri; Characiformes; Acestrorhamphidae
Gene: tars3
Product: threonyl-tRNA synthetase 3
Exons: 19
Coding region: 20-2500 (826 amino acids)
Biological process (GO): threonyl-tRNA aminoacylation
Cellular component (GO): cytoplasm
Molecular function (GO): ATP binding; threonine-tRNA ligase activity
Source: RefSeq, a predicted model, not a curated record
CGGAAAGGGGGAUUUAAACAUGGCGGACCGCAUGGCGGCACGUUUAGCCGCUCAGGAGCGGCAGAUCGAGGCUCUGGGGCGGGAGAUCGGCCGCCUGCGGGACGGGCUGGUUAGCGGGCAGGUCGCCGCGGAGCUGGCGAGCAGCGCUGAGCUGGAGAACCUGCGCAGCGAGAACGAGAAGCUCAGAUACCGGCUGAUACACCUCCGCCGCGGCCUGCAGGCCGAGCCGGGACCGGGACCGGGACCGGAGCCGCGCCGAGACCCAGAGCCCGGUAACACCACCACCACCACCACCACCAACAACAACAACAGCGUUCAGGAGAAACAGAGGAGCACCAGAGAAACAACCUCCAGAGACACAGCCCAGAACAAGAAUGCUGCUCUGCCGAAAACUCCAGAUGCCCAAAAUGCAGCAGAGAAGAGCAAAAAGAAGGAGAAACCCAAAGGAGAAGCUGGAGCGGGAGAACUAAAGCCUUGGCCGAGCUACAUCUCCGAGCGCUUAGAGCUGUACAAUCGACUGAAGAAGGAGAGCGACGCCAUUCUGGCCAAGCAGGCGGCUAACAGCCAGCCCAUUUCAGUCGUCCUGCCUGAUGGACAGAAAGUGGAGGCUCAGUCUUGGAUCACCACCCCAUACCAGCUGGCCUGUGGCAUCAGUCAGGGUCUGGCUGAUAACUGUGUGAUUGCCCGUGUGGACGGUGGCCUGUGGGAUCUGGACCGGCCGCUGGAGAAGGACUGUUCACUGGAGCUUUUGCGCUUCGACCAUGAAGACGCUCAAGCCGUAUACUGGCACUCUAGUGCUCAUAUCCUGGGUGAAGCUAUGGAGCGUUUCUAUGGGGGCUGCCUCUGUUACGGGCCACCCAUCGAAAACGGCUUUUACUACGACAUGUUCCUGGAUGAGCAAAAAGGAGUGUCGAGCACUGAGUUUGGAGAUUUAGAGACACUUUGUAAGAGCAUUAUGAAGGAUAAACAGCCAUUUGAGAGAUUGGAGAUCAGCAAAGAAACACUACUAGAGAUGUUUAAGUAUAACAAGUUUAAAUGUCGUAUCCUGAACGAGAAAGUGGAAACUCCAACCACUACUGUUUACAGAUGCGGUCCCCUCAUUGACCUGUGUCGAGGUCCUCAUGUACGUCAUACUGGCAAGAUUAAGGCACUAAAGAUCUACAAGAACUCAGCCACAUACUGGGAAGGCCGCUCAGACAUGGAGACCCUUCAGCGCAUCUACGGCAUUUCUUUCCCCGACAGCAAGAUGCUGAAGGAGUGGGAGCGCUUUCAGGAGGAGGCCAAGAACCGAGACCACCGCAAAAUUGGAAAGGAUCAGGAGCUGUUCUUCUUUCAUGAUCUGAGUCCAGGAAGCUGUUUUUUCCUGCCGCGGGGGGCCUACAUCUACAACACUCUCACUGAGUUCAUCAGGGAGGAGUAUUGGAGGAGAGGAUUUCAGGAGGUGGCUUCACCCAACAUCUACAACAGUAAGCUGUGGGAGACGUCGGGUCACUGGCAGCACUACAGUGAAAAUAUGUUCUCCUUCCCUGUGGAACAGGACGUCUUCGCCCUCAAGCCCAUGAACUGCCCUGGACACUGUCUGAUGUUUGGCCACCGGCCGCGGUCCUGGAGAGAGCUUCCCCUCAGGCUGGCAGAUUUUGGUGUGCUGCAUCGUAACGAGCUCUCUGGUACACUCACUGGACUCACCAGGGUUCGCCGCUUCCAGCAGGACGAUGCUCACAUCUUCUGCACUAUGGAACAGAUUGAGUCAGAGAUGAAGGGUUGUCUGGACUUCCUGCGCUGCGUCUAUGAUGUAUUCGGCUUCUCCUUCCAGCUACAUCUCUCCACCCGGCCUGAGAAGUUCCUCGGUGACAUCGCUGUCUGGAACCAGGCUGAAAAGCAACUUGAAAACAGCUUGAAUGAGUUUGGUGAGCCUUGGAAACUAAAUCCAGGGGAUGGAGCAUUUUAUGGGCCAAAGAUUGACAUCAAGAUUAAAGAUGCCAUCGGGCGCUAUCACCAAUGUGCCACCAUUCAGCUGGACUUCCAGCUGCCUAUUCGAUUUGACUUGACAUAUGUGGGGAAAGAUGGAGAUGACAAAGCCAGGCCGGUUAUUAUCCAUCGUGCUAUUCUGGGCUCAGUAGAGAGGAUGAUUGCCAUUCUUACAGAAAACUAUGCAGGAAAAUGGCCACUGUGGUUAUCCCCACGUCAGGUGAUGUUAGUGCCUGUUAAUCCAUUCCUUGAAGAAUACGCCAGUAAGGUGUGUAAGCAGUUUGUAGAGGCGGGCUUCAUGGCGGACGCAGACCUCGACUCCAGUUGCCUUCUAAACAAGAAAAUUCGCAAUGCUCAGCUAGCUCAGUACAACUUCAUUCUAGUGGUGGGUGAGAAGGAGAAGAUGACUAACAGCGUCAACGUGCGCACGAGGGACAACAAGGUUCACGGAGAGCUGACUGUGGCGGAGGUUCUGGCCCGGCUUACUCUCCUUAAACAGUCCCGGUGCAGGAAUGCAGAGGAAGUUUUCUAAACUAAAACUCUGGCCUGAUCUCAGUUUAAAGGAACCAGUAGCUCUCAUUCAUAGAUUGCAUACCUAAAAGUAUAAAAAUAAUCAUUUAAUUUCAAACAAAUUAAUAUAUAGGGCAUCUGCAGCAUUUGACAAUAGUUUUAACACAUUUCCUUGUAUAAAACGAAAUUCUGUUGACUUCAACCUCGCAUAGAAAGAUCAUCUGUUGCUGAGAAAGUAGCUGAAGUCUAUGAAUAACUAUUUGUGUGACUAUAUACAGUAUAUAGCUGUUACAUCCUAAUAUAUAAAAAAAUGACCAAAUAUCCUAUUUUCGAUUUUUGACAGGACUGCUAAAUAAUCAAUUCCACUUUAAUCUGAAGAUUGUUUAGAAGCAUUUCUAUUGGUCCACACCUCGUAAAAUUGACAUGAUAUUGGUGUUUUUUUUUUAAAUCAUGUAAGAAAAUGGUUGAAAAUGGAGAUACAAAGUUUUAUUCACACAAAAAAUAUUGUGUGAUCAAUAUUGUAAGAUUCAUGGCAUUAAACUUCACCAGAUACAAGGAAACACAUUAAAACUAUUGCCCAUGGCAAUCAACUGUACAGCAUACAGUAAAUCAAAUCAAAUGCUUAAUUAGGGUGAAAAACACUGAAGUAGCUCCUUUUAAAAACCUGUUUAUGAAACUGUGAAGGUUCUUUUUCCUGUUUUGAACUGGGAUCAUGUUAUUUAGAGCUUUGCUCAGUUAAGGCAGAAAGGACAUGGUAAAACGCAAUGCAGAAAGUAAUGUUAGAUAUAGAAAAAGGGACAGACGGAGUUCUGCGGAGGAAAUGGCGGCAUUAGAAGAAAGCCAUUCAUGAUGGAUUUGAGAUUGUAUGAAAUGUCUUUAUGUAACAAGGCAGAAUAAUUUUUCAGUGCAUAUAAAAUCUCUCAGUUCUGUAGGCACGUGGGAAGGCAGGCUGGCAGAGGUGGCGUUUGGCUGGAGCACUUGUGAAAAUGUCUACAAAAUGUCUUCACUUUGAUGCAGUUUUGUGACAUACACUAAAUGCUUGCAUAUAAAAGUACAUACAGUACAAUGAACGGUCAGUCUGUAAUAUUCAAAAAUUGUGUUCCAGUAAAGGGAAAAGUUGAUGUUACGUGACGAUGGGAAGUAAAUGUGAAGUAAAUAAUGUCCUGCUGCUAUUUAUGAAGAAUAAAAGCCUUUUCAAAAACAAA